UGGUUUUUCUUUCUUUAUGGAUUCUCUGCAAACUAAUCCUCCUUCAACUUUCGACACCCUACCUCCUCAAGCUGCACUUCCAUCGUCUUCAGAAAUCUUUGCGCAGAAUCCACACAUGUAUUCAGAAACCCUAGCUUAUCCAGCUCAGAAUCCAUCUUCUUUGCAGAGUAAUGCUUCCUAUGAUCAUGAUGAAGGUCUGCCUGCACCGCCCGAAACCCUAGAUUCGUUUGAUCAAAAUCCUCCGCCUCCUCCACAAACCCUUUCCUCGAACGAUCAAUAUCCGCCACCACCUCCAGAAAACUUUGCAGACGAUGAGAACCAUGUGCCCCCUUGUGAAACCCUACCUUCGAAUAAUCAAAAUCACAGUUUUUCUUUGGAAACCCAGAAUCCAACUCCUUUGCAACAAAAUCCGGAGAAUGGAGCUUCAGCGGCCGCAGAAAGAUGUUCGGCGGAUCCGAACACUGAUGGAAACAUUGAUCAGAUCCUGAAAGUACCAAAACUAGAGAUUCAGAUGCCUUUGUUGUCCGAUAGCGGCAUUAACAACACUAAUAGCGGCACCGACAAGGACUGUUCUGGAGGAGAAGAAGAGACCAGUAGUAGACGCAGGCGCCGCAGUAGGUGGGAUCCUCCGUCGGAGUCUGACAACCACAAUAGUGAUUCCGGUAGCGGCACUCGUAAGAGGAAGUCGAGAUGGGCCGCAGAGGAACCGAAGCCUAUUCUCCAACUGCCUGAUUUCAUGAAGGAACUCACAGGAGGUAUUGACCUUGACCCUGAAGUCCAGCGUUUGAAUGCCAGGCUUAUGGAAAUAAAUCGUUUGUUACAGUCUGCUCAGUCUGGUGCGCUCUUAGAUGAUCGCCCUGAAGGUGCUCGUUCCCCUUCUCCUGAACCCAUUUACGAUAACUUGGGUCAUCGUAUAAAUACGCGAGAAUACCGAGCCCGUGAAAAACUUACCCAAGAGAGGCGGGAAAUUAUCUCUCAAAUAAUCAAAAGAAAUCCUGCUUUCAAACCCCCACCAGAUUACCGGCCUCCCAAACUUCAGAAGAAGCUUUACAUUCCCAUGAAAGAGUAUCCGGGUUACAAUUUUAUAGGGCUUAUCAUCGGACCAAGGGGAAACACACAGAAGAGAAUGGAGAAGGAGACGGGUGCGAAGAUUGUUAUUCGGGGUAAAGGAUCGAUUAAAGAAGGAAGGUUACAACAGAAGCGUGACUUGAAACCCGAUCCCUCUGAGAAUGAGGAUUUGCAUGUUUUGGUGGAAGCCGAAACACAGGAAGGACUUGAGGCUGCUGCAUCGAUGGUAGAGAAACUAUUGCAGCCCGUUGAUGAAGGACUCAAUGAGCAUAAGCGACAACAGCUUAGGGAACUUGCUGCUUUGAAUGGAACUAUCAGAGAUGAUGAGUAUUGUAGGUUGUGUGGUGAGCCUGGUCACCGUCAGUAUGCCUGUCCUGCUCGUACUUCAACAUUCAAGAGUGAUGUACUUUGUAAAAUAUGUGGUGAUGGAGGUCACCCCACCAUAGAUUGUCCCAUGAAAGGAACAACUGGCAAAAAAAUGGACGAUGAGUAUCAGAAUUUCUUGGCAGAACUAGGAGGGUCUGCCCCUGAUUCACUGACUAAGCAAAACUUGUCAGUGCCGCUUCUUGGUUCAAACAGCUCAGGAAGCAAUCCUCCUUGGAGUAGUGGCAACAAUGCUGGAGGUAUUGGGAACACAUCUCAUCCAGGGUUGGGUUCGAAUGCAGUCAAGAAGGAAUAUGAUGAUACGAACUUGUAUAUUGGUUACCUGCCACCAAAUUUUGAUGAUGAUGCCCUUAUCCGAUUGUUUUCACCUUUUGGUGAUAUUGAUCAGGCUAAGGUUAUUAAAGAUCGGGCAACUGGAUUAAGCAAAGGUUAUGGUUUUGUUAAGUACUUUGAUGUUUCUCAGGCCAAUCAGGCUAUAACUAGUAUGAAUGGUUACCGGCUGGAGGGAAGAGUAAUAGCCGUAAGAGUUGCAGGCAAGCCACCUCAGCCUGCUGUACCUCCAGGGCCUCCAGCUCCACCAAUACCAACGUACCCUGGCUCAGGUCAGGCGACUGGUGGAUAUCCAUCUCAACAAUAUACACCAGGUGGGCCUCUUGGAAAUGUUCCACCACCUGGAAGUUACAUGGGUGCCCCUGUUCCAUGGGGGCCACCUGUUCCUCCUCCUUAUGCUCCUUAUGCCCCACCUCCUCCUGGCUCAAGUAUGUAUACCCCUGUUCAAGGUCAAUCUACACCUUAUGGUUCACAAUAUCCUCCUCCACCUCCUCUACCAACUGGCCCCCCUGGUGCCCCAUCUCAGAGCAUUCCUUCUAGUGAAGCACAACAGAGUUUCCCUCCUGGAGUGCAGUCUCAAAAUAGUUCAUCUGUGCAAUCUGUACCUAACAAUGUGUAUGGGAACUCAGUAGCUGGAAUUGCAUCGAAUGUUCAACUUACAUAUCCUCCAUCUUUAGGUUAUCCAUCCUAUUAUGGUGCUGUUCCGCCACCUGUGCCUCAUUCAGCAGGGGACCAUUCUCAGAAUUUGGGAAGUGUGCCUUGGGCUUCAAAGCCAGUGCCACCGCCUGUUAGUUCUGCAGAACAGACACCUUAUGGCACUGACUCGGAAUAUGAGAAGUUCAUGGCGGAGAUGAAAUGACAUGGCUUGGUUUCCAAUUUCCCCUCUCCAGGUUGAAAAGCUUGAGGUUUCUUGGAGGUCUUGUGAACCUGUUUUCUGACCUGUUGCUAUGACUUCAACUUGUUGGAAGUUUGGGACUCAUAUCUUUAACCUUGAUGUGCUGUUAUGCUAUGCAGAGACAUGAUAGUGUAUCUUAUUGGUGUAGCUGUGUGGAGAGCUUCUCAAUAGCAUAUAUUGGCUCAGGACCACAUCACCUUGUGGAUGGAUAUUGUUGCCUCUUAAACGUUUAAAUGCUAAAUAUUUUUCAUUCAUAAUUUUGUUUGUGAGUUUAUUUUAAGAGUUUUACUGAUGGUUUUACGCUUUUAUAUAUUAUCACAUGAGAUGACUCAUUCUCAUACUUGGGUUGGUUGCUAUUUCGUUUAGUGUCUUAACUUUUUUUUCCAU
Molecule: messenger RNA, 3064 nt
Organism: Telopea speciosissima
Lineage: Eukaryota; Viridiplantae; Streptophyta; Magnoliopsida; Proteales; Proteaceae
Product: splicing factor-like protein 1
Exons: 2
Coding region: 17-2641 (874 amino acids)
Biological process (GO): regulation of mRNA splicing, via spliceosome
Cellular component (GO): nucleus
Molecular function (GO): mRNA binding; zinc ion binding
Source: RefSeq, a predicted model, not a curated record